Vanessa atalanta (red admiral) is the source of this 1082-nucleotide messenger RNA. RefSeq names its product 2-methoxy-6-polyprenyl-1,4-benzoquinol methylase, mitochondrial (gene Coq5). Gene Ontology annotation, molecular function: methyltransferase activity. The transcript is spliced from 7 exons. The record is from RefSeq and is a predicted model, not a curated record. Bases 144 to 1034 code for a protein of 296 amino acids. Gene Ontology annotation, biological process: ubiquinone biosynthetic process. Lineage: Eukaryota; Metazoa; Arthropoda; Insecta; Lepidoptera; Nymphalidae.
CAUUUUGAUGAUAUUUGAAAGAUCCUUAGACCGAAUGAUAUGUUCAUAUUAUUUUGAAUUUUUUAAAGUUCUCUUGAGCUAAUUAUCUCAUGUACUGUAAGAAUUAAGUACAAUCUUAUUUAAGUUAAAAGUAUACAAAGACAAUGGUAUUACAAAGGAAACUUCUACAAUUUAUUAAUAUUACGAAAUCAUGUCAGAAGCUCUGCGGUAUACAGAGAUAUAGCGCACAAGCGGCAUCGCAAAGUGAUAAUGAAGAGAAACGAAAAACGCAUUUUGGGUUUGAAACAGUUGAUGAAGAUGAAAAAACCAAAAAAGUUCACCAAGUAUUUGAAACAGUAGCAGAUAAAUAUGAUACAAUGAAUGAUAUGAUGUCGUUUGGGGUACAUAGAGUAUGGAAAGAUAUUUUUAUGAUGAGAUUCGCUCCUACUCCUGGAACUAAACUUUUGGACAUGGCCGGUGGAACGGGUGAUAUUACAUUUAGGUAUAUAAAUUAUUUAAGAAAUCGAGCAAACUCUGACACAGAGAAGCGUAGCAGUGUGACUGUUAGUGAUAUCAACCAGAGUAUGCUAAAUGUGGGAAAAGUUCGAGCUGAAAAACAAGGCUACUUAAAAAAUUCACCAGUGGAUGUGGAUUGGCUGUGUGCAGAUGCAGAGCAGCUACCUCUACCUGAUGAGUGUUAUAAUGCAUACACAAUUGCAUUUGGCAUUAGGAAUUGUACCCAUAUUGAUAAGGUAUUGGAAGAGGCUUACCGAGUCUUGCAGCCCGGAGGGCGUUUCAUGUGCCUAGAGUUCAGUCAGCUACCUAAUUCUACUAUGCAAUGGUUGUAUGAUCAAUACUCAUUUCAAAUGAUCCCAGUGAUGGGGCAGUUAGUGGCUGGUCAGUGGAAACCCUAUCAAUACCUUGUUGAAAGUAUACGCCAGUUCCCAGAUCAGGAAAAAUUCAAAUUGAUGAUUGAAGAGGCUGGCUUCAGACAAGUAACUUAUGAAAAUUUAACUUUCGGAGUGUGUGCUAUACAUUCAGGAUUUAAACUCUAGUGAAUUAGUUCUAUGUUAAUAGGGUUGAAUAAAACAAAUGAUAAUUUC